Molecule: messenger RNA, 2176 nt
Organism: Chiloscyllium plagiosum (whitespotted bambooshark)
Lineage: Eukaryota; Metazoa; Chordata; Chondrichthyes; Orectolobiformes; Hemiscylliidae
Gene: gtse1
Product: G-2 and S-phase expressed 1
Cellular component (GO): cytoplasmic microtubule; microtubule cytoskeleton
Molecular function (GO): microtubule binding
Source: RefSeq, a predicted model, not a curated record
UCGCUGAGGGCUGGGUUAAUUUCAAAUCCCUGUGAAAGGGGAGAGUGUCGUUAGUGAACGGUCUGUCCAUUGGUGUGGUGGAGAUUGCGGAGAGGCUGAGGUGUGAAGGUCAAUUCAAGAAAUGGAUGCGCAAACUGACAAAGAUUUCAAUCUUUUAUCUGAAGAGAAUUCUGACCUUGACAUUCUGUUAUCUCCUGCAAGUGGAAAAAGUGAUGAUGAUGAUGAAGUUUUUCUUGGGCCAGUUCGGCAUGUGGAAAAAUGUGUUGCUAUUGGAAUCGAAUUAAAUUGCAAGGAAGAUAAAUGUUCAAAGGCCACAGAGGCUGAGAAUUGGAGUCCUUCAAACACAGACCUGUUUUUUGAAGUUUCCAAAGAAGCCAACUUAUUAGCACAACGCUUUGAAAACCAUAUGGAGGGAAGAUCUAAGAAAAUGGGAAAUCAAAUGACUCACAAUAAAAUGGUGGAACAAUUUAUAGAGGAAUCUAAAUUAAAACUAACCCUUCUAAAAGGUAUUAGCAGCCCAAGUUGUUCAAGAAGAGAAACUUUUGUAGUUCAAGAUAGUCCAUUGAGGUUACUUCCACCUGCAAUCCAGAAACGUCUGCAGGUUAAUUCCCAAAAUGCUCAACCUCAUUUUCCAUUUAAACCACCAAUGAAAGUUGCUAUUCAGGUAUCCAGCUCUUCAAUGCAGCCCCAACAAAACUCUGGAAAUCCAUCAUUAGUUAGUAAUAAUGUGGCUUGGACUGAGAACAAUACUUCAAGGGAAGAUCCAUCAGUCAAACAAGCAAAAAAUGAACUAGCAAAACAUGAACCAGCAAAAUAUGAUGCAUCAGAAAAGCCUAAGUCAGGAACUAGGUUGACACACUGCGGAAUGAAACUAUUGAACAAUACUUCAUCGGACAAUCUCCCAGAUGCUGUUGCUAAUACUUCCAAUGAGUGUGAUUCUCCUCCCCAUUCUAAUGCUCUUGGCCGUAAGGAUGGAUCACUGGCUGCACACCAGGUCAGUGAACCAAAUUUACCUGGGUUUAAAGCUUCGAAUUCUAUGACCAAGGAUCGUACUGGUUCUGCAGCAAGGACUCUCAACCGUACCUCUUUGUUGUCAUCCGGUCUUCAUUCUCAUCUCCACAAUUCCAAUAGUGGUGGCAGAGUGCCCCGAACCAUGCGCUCAAAUGCAUCAAACCUACAAACCUUGAAAAACAGCAGCAGAAUUGCCAGCCCAAAGACCAAGUCAUCUAGUUCUAGGUGCUCAAUAGAUGUUCCAAGAACAUCACUAACACCAGCAAAUACUUGUAAAGUAACUGCUCCUGGAAUGAUGAGUCAGAAAGGAACAGGGAUGCAGAGUCUUCCUAAUAAAGGUUUACAAAGAAUUAGCUCAACCGAUACAAAUGUUGAUACUAAAGUCAAGUCAAACCAAACAGUAAAUACACUAGGGAGAGAUCGGUGCCCAAAGACCAAAGCUUCUGUUAAUAGCCAAGCUGUGAAAAGAUCCAGCGCACCUUCACCUGGAACAGCAAGGCCAAAAGCAACACAACCAAAGAAGCUGUUGUCCUGCAGUGCAGUUGAGAGUGGUACAGAGUUUUGUACUCCAAAUAAACCACCUAUUCGAGGAAUGCUGCAAACACCUAUCUCAAACAAGCUGGCAUCCAUAACAUCUGCAACAAAACGUUUAUCUGCUUUACCCACACCAUUAAAUCGCCGCAGAUCAGGUAUUCCAACGUUCACUCCUCAAACACAACCAAGACCUGUGUCAUCUCUCAAAGCCACAACUACACGAAACCGCAGUAUGUCAGCCAGUGAGACCAUUCUCAAAAGUGAACAGAUGUCGAAAAAGCCAGAGGGUCUUUGCUCAUCUGAUUCUUCUGAAGAGGAUAUGCCUCCAUCCAUGGUUCCUUGCGUUCUUGAUUUCUCUCCUGAUAAACCACUAGAAGAAGCUUUAAAGCACACAUCUGAGCCUCAAAGCAAGGAGAAUUUCACUGUUGAAGCUGGUACAAAAAAUAAGCAAAAUCAAGACCGUCCACUUAUUGAUCUCUCAAAUACUCCUGAAAUAAAUAGAGUUGCACCAAUGAAGGCUCCUGAGCCGCUUAUAGAUUUCAACUCUCCGCUGAUUAUAUUGAGCCCUGCAAAUAAGGAAAAUGUGAAUCUGGACUCUCCUUUACUGAAGUUUUAAAGAUGCUUUCUAUGG